Dentiscutata heterogama is the source of this 144-nucleotide messenger RNA. The record is from the annotation of a GenBank genome assembly. Lineage: Eukaryota; Fungi; Glomeromycota; Glomeromycetes; Diversisporales; Gigasporaceae.
CUUGUUGAAAUAUGAAUUUGUUCAGAAUAUGCAAUUAUCUGAUGAAAAGUUUUCUAGGCUAGAUGGUUCAGUGUUCAAUCUUAAUGAAAUUUAUGAACGGUUGAAAGAAUUUAAACAAAACCUUACAAAAAAUAGACAGAUGCA